ACUCGUUUUGCACAUCUCGACUAAGUUCAGAAGGCUCUCGUCAUCAGUAUGAUGUCUCUCUCCACUUUGCUUCUUGCUUCGUGGUUAUAUACGGGGUGAACAAAAAUAUAUGAAUAUCGGAAAAAGUGAUGAUGUAGGAAAAUAUGCCAAAUGAAAGAUCACUGGAUAUGCAUACUCAGCGUUUUGAUAGUCGCAAGAGUGUUUGCGCAUAAUUUUUGGUUGCGGAGUGUACUGAACUAGUUACAUUCAAUAUAAACAACAGGAAUGAAAACCUACUGUCCGCGAAAUAUAAUCUUCUGUAGAAAUCGCGGAUGGGAACGUGAAAGAAGUAGCGCAAAUCCAGGAAUCGAGAUGCAGCUAGCCGAGGCCAUUUAAGACGAGGAUCAAGAGAGAAUUCGGAUCCUGCGAGAAGACCAAGAAGAAGAAAACUCAACAGCCAGCUAGACUCUGUUUGCGAUCAAGGAACUUACUUUUGUAUAUGCUUUCUGGAUUAUUCUUUGUAAAUCGAAAUCGUAGUAUGAAUAUCACGGAAAAUAUACACGCUAUAACGACAAAAUACUUCAUCGUUUUGUCAUUCCCGCACAUUUCGAGCAAAGUACUCGGUGCUCCAUUGGCGUCAACUCGUGUUUUCGGAAAUCCCUAAAAGUCACACGGGCAUGCGCAAUACACCAAGCUUUACCUGAAAAUCUAGUCUACACUAUUUCUCACCAAUGCAUAUGUGUAUAAUGCAUUUGUCAUAGAUAAUAGUGUAUGCAUGUUCUACAGGUCAAUAAGGAACCGCUAUAUUUACGCUUAUCAGCUGUGGAAUGACAGAUGGAAUAAAAAAUGGCUGAAAAUGGGUCGGGGUCCGAUGCUGGAUCUCAAGAAUAUCUUGCAACAGAGAUUAUUAACUUAGAUAUUGAAGAGUUGGACAAUACAGAAUAUGCUAUACCUGCUGUGGAGGAAUUACCAUCAUUAGAAAGUAUAUUAACAGAACCUGAUUGUACUUCAUUAUCUGGAACAGACAAUGAUUUUGGUUUCACAUCAGGUGAAAAACUAGGUAGUAGUGAAACAACAAGUGUUGGAAGUCAUUUAUCAUUAAAUUCUUUAAAUAAGUCAAACAAAACUUCACAACCAACAUCUUCUGGUUCUAUUUUGAGACAUGUUAUAUUAAAAGGAAUAUCAUCACAAAUUGUGUCAGCUAGUGAAAAAGUAAAUGCUGGUUUAGCAAGUGCAGUUGCAGCUGGGGGGAAUAUGUUGGUAGUUGGCACUAGUCAUGGAUUGGUGUUAGGUUUUGAUUCUUCACAAACAUUACGAUGGUGUGAUCAAGAAGCAAGACAUCAAGGAUCAGUUUCUGCACUGUGUUUUAAUUAUGAUGGAAGUAGAGUACUAGCUGGGUUUGCUAGAGGCCAUAUAUUAAUGAUAGAUAGUUCUAAUGGAAAAGUAUUGAGAACACUUACAGAUGUUCAUCCUCUUGAUACAGCUGUGUUACAUGUCAAAUUCACAGAUUCACCUAAAGUAGCAUUAUGUAGUGACAGUGGUGGAUCCGUUUUUGAAUUGAACUUUACAAGAGUUAUGGGAGUACGAGGUUGUGAUAGUAGGUGCUUAUUUAGUGGGUCCAGAGGUGAAGUGUGUACAUUAGAACCUUUAUUAUUAAAUCAUCUGCCAUCACAUCCUUUGAAAAAUUAUACAUUAGUAGCAAUGGCAACAUUAUCAAAGGUAAUAGUAGUUUGCAUAAGGCCACGAAUGCGCGUUGUGUUAACUCACCCAUUAUCUGGUGCUCCUAUAGCACCACCACAAUUAUCUUGGCAGCUUGUUGUUAUACAAGCAGCAGAUGCUUCUCGUGUAAUUGAUCCAGUUUUAGCUCUUGCAAGAGAUGAUGUGGUCCAUUUUUACCAAGUAUGUACUGAAGCUGGAUCAAGAGUGAAAUUAUUUGCCUUAAGAAGAAUGACUUUCCCAUAUACAAUAAGUAAUUUACGAUGGUUAAACCCAAGAUCUUUAGCAGUUUUGGAUACUCAAGAAAGAUUACAUUUAGUAGAUGUGAGAGCACAGGAUAAUUUGGAAACUUUAGAUAUGAGUCGUGUUGGAAUUUCGUAUGCAUCCAGCCAUUUUAAAGGUUUAUCUACUGGUGGAAAUGUUUCAAAGGCAAUGGCAUUGGCCGGUGAACGAGCAUGUUAUAAUACUGUAGUAACAUUUGGUACUCAACUUUUAUUAUUGGGUACCAAAAGUUUACACGUAGUUUGCAUUCGAACAUGGACAGAGCGAUUGAGACAUUUGACGAUGCAGAAAAGAUUUCCAGAAGCAUUAGCAUUAGGACUCACUUUUUAUCAAGACAAAGGAAAAGCAGUUGUUGGCCUUCGUGGUUCGAAGCAGCGUCGUAAACAAAUAGCUCGUGAUAAACUAUGUCAAGUUUUAAUGCAGUACAUGGAAGAAUUGAAUCAUUGCUGUUCAGAUGAAAAUUCAGAGUUUGAAAUAGUCACUACUUGUGUAGAUUAUUGCAUACAACUGGAAAAUACAGAUUUAUUGUUUGGGAAAUUAUGGGACUUAGUCUCGGAAUCUGAAGGAUUAAAAGCAAGUUACUUGCAUGCUCUUGAAAGUCCAUUACUAGAUGGGAGUUUGCCUCCUCGAUUACCACCAUUAAUUGCUCAACAAUUAGUUACUCUUUAUGACCAAGAAGAAAAGAUAGACUCGCUUCAAGCAAUUAUAGUAUUAUUAGAUGUUGAUUGUUUGGAUAUUCAUCAAGUAACAACAGUUUGUCGUCAACGAGGUCUUUGGGAAGCUUUAAUACAUCUUCAAACUACAGCGUUAGGCGAUUUCACCGCUCCAAUUCACCAAUUAGUACCAAUUUUACAUCAUUCAUUAACAAAUUCGAAAGAUACACUAACUCGAGAUAGCAUACAGCUUGGUAAUGCACUUCUAGUAUAUGCUAGUUGCUGUCUUGCCGGUCGUGGCUUUCCCAGAGACGAACUUCCCGAGGGCAUGUCUCAGAGAGCAAAAACGGAUGUUUUAAGAGCAUUACUUUCUCAACAUUCUAGUUUAGCUAAUGAUUCUGAGAGGCAAUAUCCAUAUCUAAGAACUUUACUUCAAUUUGACGCAAAAGGAUUUCUUGACGUAAUAGCCAUUGCCUUUCAAGAACCCGAAUUUACGUCUGAAAUGGGUCUCAGGCAACGACAAAGACUUAUAGAUAUACUAUUAAAUAUUGUUAUGCCUAGCACACCAUUAAGUCCAAGGAAUCCUGACUAUAUCAGUGAUGAACAUAGAAAUCUAGUUCUUAUAUUCAUAGCCAACGAAGUCGCGGAGAAUACUGUUAAUUUAGAACCUACUAUGUUAAAUAAAAUGAUAGAAAUAUUAUGUACUGAUUCAAGCAUACGAUCAUCGAAAGAACUUAAGGCUGAUAAAGAAAAUGCAAUAUUGGGAUUAGUACGUUCAAAAAAAUUGCGUAAUAUAUCAGAUAAUACCUUACUUAAUCUGGCAGAAAGAGCUAACUUUACACGAGUUGCGGAGUUAUUAUAUAGUGCUAGAGAAGAUUGGAUUGCAGUUUGCAAAUGUAUGAUAUUACAUCCAUCCAGACAUCAAGACAUUUGGCUCUGGUUAAAACAUCUUUCCUUAAACUCGUUGCAACCAGUUAUAAUGGCCAAUGCGGAAGCUCUUGUCGGAAUUAAUGCAAGUCAAUUUGCUAUUCUUGUAGCAACACAUAUGCAAAAUAGAAUUAAUGAAAUAUUAGAAAAAUUGGAAAAUAUUCCAAACUUACAAUAUGCUUUAUUGGAAGCUUUAUAUCAAAUAGUACAAUAUAAAGAAGAAGAUAUCACGUUAGAACUUAAAACUGAACUAUUUGAAAAAUAUUUAGAACUUAUGUGCGAAUUACAACCAGACCGGGUAAUUGAGCAUAUUCAAGGGUUCCAUGGUUGUAGAUUGAAUGAAGCACUGAAGAUAGUUCAGAAAGCAAAUCAUAAAGAUGCUGAAGCAGUAAUGUUAGAGAAGCUAGGAAAUUAUCAAGAUGCAUUUGAUAUUCUUUUAAAAGAAUUUCAAAACAAUCUUGAAUUGUAUUGUCAAAAUAAGAUAUCAGAAAACGCGUCGAUUCAUACUGUAAUACAGCUUGCAGGAAUGUGUAGACGAUCUGCAGGAAAUUUAGAUUGGAUGCCACUUGUAGAAAUUAUUCUUCAAACACAUUCGAAUAGUAAUGACGAAAAAGUCGAAAAAUUAAGUGGAAAAUUGUUGAGAAUUACAUUAGAAUUUCUUAGUGGUACAACAGCAUUGUCAACUGUAUUAGAACAAAUAUUAAAACACCCAUUAGCAACAAGUGGUACAAUAGGUGAUAUAAGACAAUUGUUGUCUGGAGUACUUACACAUUCUCGAUAUGAGCAAACUUUAGUUGAAACUACUGCACGUUUGGUUAGUUUGGAACUUCAUAAAGCUUUAAAAAAAUCAUUGAGAGAUGCGGGUAAAGCGUGUACCAGUACAUCAAUAAUUUGUGCAAUAUGUAGACAUUUGUUAUCACAAUGUACAGACUAUAUAAUAGUUUUUAGUUGUGGCCAUGGAUUUCAUUCACAAUGUUUAGAAGAACCUAAAUCUUGUUAUAAAUGUUUAAAUUCAAAAGGAUGGUCAACACUUGUUACAAAUACUGUAUAUACUACUAAAUCAUUCCAUGAACAUAAACAAAUUCUACCCCCAGAAUUUAUGCGCAAUAAAGAUCUUUCUUUAAGACUUGCACCACCUACUUCUUUACCAGAUCUUGAGGGUAUUUUUUAAUCUAGUCUUUAAAUAUCAAAGUACGACACCUCCUUUCUUAAUAGUGUGUGACAUUUUAGUAGUAAAAAUGAUAUAAUGUCAUACAUAUGUACAUUACAUUAGAUCUCGUUUUCAUUCCAUGAA
Megachile rotundata (alfalfa leafcutting bee) is the source of this 4851-nucleotide messenger RNA. It is a transcript of the gene Vps8, whose product is annotated as vacuolar protein sorting 8. Gene Ontology annotation, biological process: protein targeting to vacuole; endosomal vesicle fusion. Gene Ontology annotation, molecular function: protein binding. Lineage: Eukaryota; Metazoa; Arthropoda; Insecta; Hymenoptera; Megachilidae. Gene Ontology annotation, cellular component: late endosome; HOPS complex. The record is from RefSeq and is a predicted model, not a curated record.